AUGUUCAAGAAAGCCCACACCACCAAACCCGCCUACCCCAUCUCCGGCUCAGCAAAGAAGAAACUCACCAGCCAACUCAACCUCGCCCCACACGAACUCAGCAACGCAACCAUCACGAUUGCCAAAGCAUACAACCAUCUCCACCAAGCACUGACGAUCUACUAUCACGCGAAGGAGCCAAUCUACUUCCAGAUCAGCAAGAAUGACAACAACCAACUCAUCCCAACCAUCUACACCCUCCUCAGAAACCCAGAACUGCUCCCCAGAAUCACCACCAACCAGCUCGUGCUCGACAAACUGGCCCAGGGCGCAGACCUCAUGAUCCCUGGCUUGCUCAAAACUCAGCUCGAACAACUCCCCGACCUCAAGAAAAACCAACUCGUCUCCGUCUCCGGACCCAACCCCCACGACCCCAUCUGGGCCGUCGGAUUCCUGGCAGACGACAUCGCCAACCUGAUCAGCGCCGACACCGGAAAAGCAGUCAUCACUAUCCACACCCAAAAUGACUACCUCUGGAAUUCCGGCCCCAGAAGAAUCCCUGAACGAUUGGCAGAGCCCGCGGUGGCAGAAGAACCACAGCUCGAGAAACUCUCGUUGGAGGACGAGAGUCCCACGAGCCAGUCAGCGAGUCCCAGUCAGCCCGCAGUGAAAGCAGUAACCAAGCCACCCGCCCAAGACGUCGAUCGGUUCCUGCAGUCGGCCCUGCUGAUGACGCUCUGGAAGGGCGACCGGCUGGAAGCCGAGCUGCCCAUGCCCGCCUCGCUCUUCUACUCCGACCACAUCCUCCCCAACCGGCCCUGCGAAUGUCCCAAAGCCGUCGCCGUCAAAGACUCGAGUGCUAAGAACUUGGCCAAGUGGAUCAAACUCGCGCACAAGAGCGGCUUCAUCAAGGCUAAGGAGGAGCGCAAGGGCGCGGAAACUAUGGUCGUCGCUCUCAACCUCGAGCACCCCGAGCUCGCAACGUUCUCCAAGUUCCGCACAAUCGCCGACCAGGAAAAGGAGGACUCCAAGCACGACCCCGGCACCCAGGAGGCAGAAGCAAAGCCCUCGUCCUCGGCGUGGACCCUGCCGAAGACGGAGAUUGUGGAGCUGUUUCGGGCCAAGAAAGAGGCGGGCGUUUUGUGCUGGAUAUGGCAGACAGAGCUAGACCAAGAAGGGCUGCAUCCGCGCCACGCGGUCAAGCGCGCCCUGGCGGCUUACCUGAACGCCCAAGUGGCCCCGCCGACCGGAGGCUCGAAGCCGGUCGACCGCAGCCUCGUCCGGCCCGACCCGGUCCUCAUCCAGGCCCUUCCGCCCGACACUCUCCCUGACGGGCCCGUCUCCAGGAACAAGUUGGCCGAGAUCGUGCUCGAGCAGGCUUUCGAGCCUUGGUGGAGACUCGUGCGCGACAACGUGCUCGUCGUCGAAAGGAAAGGACAGAUGCCCGGCAUCGUGAUCAAGAUGAAGAAAAAGGCCGGGCCCAAACAGGCCACGUUGGUUGCUGGAGUGGAGGUGUUUGGGAUUGAGCCAAUCAGACUGGCCAAGGAGCUUAAGGUUCUGUGUGCGGGGAGCACGACCACCCAUCCAGUCCCGUCGAACCACCCAUCGACGGCCGCCUUAUCCCUUGCCACUAAACACAUCCUGCCCCAACUCACCGCCCACUUCCUCGACAACCUGCACUACGCGUCCGAGCCCGGAGGGCUCGUCGAGGUCGAGUGUCAGGGCGAUCGACGCACCUUCAUCCAGACCCUCCUCGUCGAGAAGUUCGGGGUUCCCAAGGCGUUCGUCACCGUUCUUUGA
This is a messenger RNA of Puccinia triticina, 1779 nucleotides long. RefSeq lists its product as uncharacterized. Bases 1 to 1779 code for a protein of 592 amino acids. The transcript has 8 exons. Gene Ontology annotation, biological process: formation of translation preinitiation complex; translational initiation. NCBI's taxonomy places the organism in Eukaryota, Fungi, Basidiomycota, Pucciniomycetes, Pucciniales, Pucciniaceae. The record is from RefSeq and is a predicted model, not a curated record. Gene Ontology annotation, molecular function: translation initiation factor activity.